UGGAAGAAGCAGAACAAAACAGAAAGAUUAGAUUACGAGAUUAUGUAAGAGAUAAAGAAAGAAUUUUUUUUCUAAAAAAAACGAUAAAAGAAAAGCUCCCAUUGAUUAUUUGUUGAAAAAUCAAUGGCAUUUUCAGCUAUGGCGACUACUUGUUCAUCACUUUCUCUGUGUCAUCUUCAGCUUCAAUCACCUUCCGCCAUAUCUAAACCAUGCCCUUUUCUCUUCUUCCCUUCUUCUCGUUUGAACCCAAAGAAACGAUUUCAAAGCCAAAGCAGAACUCGUUUUCUUCGUGUUCUUGCUGUCUCAGAUACUGCUCUAGACUCGAGCAAUGGGGCCGCCAUUGAUACUGAAUCUGAGGACCCUUCGUCUUCUUACGGUAGACGGUACUUCCCUUUGGCUGCUGUCGUUGGCCAGGAUGCCAUUAAAACUGCACUUUUACUUGGGGCUAUUGAUCGCGAGAUUGGAGGGAUUGCUAUCUCUGGAAGGCGUGGAACAGCCAAGACUGUAAUGGCACGUGGAUUGCACGCAAUUUUGCCUCCCAUUGAUGUUGUUGUUGGUUCCAUGGCAAAUGCAGACCCUGCCUGCUCAGAUGAGUGGGAAGAUGGUUUAGUUCAGCGAGUCCAGUAUGAUUCCAAGGGCAAUGUUAAGACUCAAGUUGUUCGGUCUCCUUUCGUUCAGAUUCCGCUUGGAAUCACGGAGGACAGACUCAUUGGAUCUGUUGAUGUCGAGGAGUCUGUGAAAAUGGGAAAAACUGUUUUUCAGCCCGGCCUCCUGGCGGAAGCACAUAGAGGUGUAUUAUAUGUUGAUGAGAUUAAUCUUCUUGAUGAGGGCAUUAGUAAUUUGCUUCUCAAUGUGCUGACCGACGGAGUUAAUAUCGUCGAAAGAGAGGGAAUCAGCUUCAAGCACCCUUGUAAACCGCUUUUAAUUGCCACCUAUAAUCCGGAAGAAGGUGCCGUACGAGAACAUUUAUUAGAUCGAAUUGCAAUUAACUUGAGUGCAGAUCUUCCAAUGAACUUUGAGGAUCGUGUUGCGGCAGUUGGUAUUGCAACAGAAUUUCAGGAAGCUAGCGAUAAAGUUUUUAAAAUGGUUAAGGAAACAACCGAGGAUGCAAGGACUCAGAUCAUUUUAGCGAGAGAGUAUUUGAAAGACGUCACUGUUGGCCGGGAACAAUUAAAGUACCUCGUUAUGGAAGCCCUUCGGGGUGGUUGCCAGGGACACAGAGCUGAGCUAUAUGCUGCUAAGGUUGCAAAAUGCUUGGCUGCUUUGGAAGGACGGGACCGAGUCGGCGUAGAUGACCUGAAAAAAGCUGUGGAGCUUGUCAUCCUCCCUCGUUCGAUUAUCAAUGAGAAUCCUCCCGAUCAACAAAACCAACAGCCGCCACCUCCACCUCCACCUCCUCAAAAUGAAGAAUCCGGGGAGGAGCAGAAUGAGGAGGAAGAGGAAGAGGAUGAAAGUGAUCAGGAGAACGAGCAACCUGAGCAAUUACCUGAAGAAUUUAUCUUCGACGCCGAAGGGGGUUUGGUGGACGAGAAACUACUUUUCUUUGCACAACAAGCACAGAGGCGACGGGGGAAAGCUGGAAGAGCCAAGAAUGUAAUAUUCUCCGAGGAUAGAGGUCGAUAUAUUAAACCAAUGCUCCCAAAGGGCCCUGUGAAGAGACUAGCUGUUGAUGCAACGCUAAGAGCUGCCGCACCAUAUCAAAAGUUGCGGCGCGAGAAAGACAUUCACAAAAGUCGGAAAGUUUUCGUGGAGAAAACCGACAUGAGGGCUAAAAGAAUGGCAAGAAAAGCAGGAGCAUUGGUAAUAUUUGUGGUUGAUGCAAGUGGGAGCAUGGCAUUGAAUCGAAUGCAAAAUGCUAAAGGCGCUGCACUUAAGUUACUGGCCGAGAGUUAUACUAGCAGAGAUCAGGUCUCCAUUAUACCUUUCCGUGGAGAUUCUGCUGAAGUCCUGCUGCCUCCUUCGAGAUCAAUCGCAAUGGCAAGAAAACGUCUCGAGAGACUUCCAUGUGGCGGUGGCUCUCCCCUAGCUCAUGGUUUAAGCAUGGCAGUCAGGGUUGGGUUGAAUGCAGAGAAAAGUGGUGAUGUUGGACGCAUAAUGAUCGUUGCAAUUACCGAUGGAAGAGCCAACAUAUCACUGAAGCGGUCCACCGAUCCGGAAGCCGCUGCUUCUGAUGCUCCUAAACCCUCAACACAAGAGUUGAAGGACGAGAUUCUUGAAGUGUCCGCGAAAAUAUACAAAGCGGGAAUGUCUCUUCUUGUCAUUGAUACCGAAAACAAGUUUGUUUCAACUGGUUUCGCCAAGGAAAUUGCUCGAGUAGCUCAAGGGAAGUAUUAUUAUUUGCCAAAUGCUUCGGAUGCAGUCAUCUCAGCUACAACAAAGGAAGCGUUAUCGGCUUUGAAGAGUUCGUGAUUCGAAAGCAUUAUAUAGGCUUUCACCAACUCCAGGAUGCUUAUAAUCAACCCAAUUGUGAGAUGAUAUACUAGUUUCCUUCCAGAACCAGACCCGAAACACUCAUCGAAACAUGAACUGUGUCAUGUCCGCAUUUUGUAUGUUUCUCCAACAUCUUCCUUCUGUAUCAUUAUUGUUCAGUCAUAAAACAGAGGUUUAAGUGAUUACAAAGAGAUUAUGCAACUUUUUCU
This is a messenger RNA of Hibiscus syriacus, 2639 nucleotides long. Its product is annotated as magnesium-chelatase subunit ChlD, chloroplastic-like. The coding region runs from base 124 to 2409 and encodes 761 amino acids. Lineage: Eukaryota; Viridiplantae; Streptophyta; Magnoliopsida; Malvales; Malvaceae. Gene Ontology annotation, molecular function: ATP binding; magnesium chelatase activity; ATP hydrolysis activity. The transcript has 15 exons. Gene Ontology annotation, biological process: chlorophyll biosynthetic process. The record is from RefSeq and is a predicted model, not a curated record.